This is a messenger RNA of Gadus morhua (Atlantic cod), 4840 nucleotides long. RefSeq names its product glutamate receptor, metabotropic 1b (gene grm1b). Gene Ontology annotation, biological process: G protein-coupled receptor signaling pathway. The coding region runs from base 232 to 3765 and encodes 1177 amino acids. The record is from RefSeq and is a predicted model, not a curated record. Lineage: Eukaryota; Metazoa; Chordata; Actinopteri; Gadiformes; Gadidae. The transcript is spliced from 9 exons. Gene Ontology annotation, cellular component: membrane. Gene Ontology annotation, molecular function: G protein-coupled receptor activity.
GAGAGAGAGAGAGAGAGGGCUGCUCAAUCGCAGAGACUGUGUUCCAGCUUCAUCAGAGGAGCGGUGCAUCACGGAGCUGGCUGCAGAAGGACACCUCUGAGGGCCUCACGGUAGAGGCAUGACCAUCGGGUCCACCGCCGCUUCCUAGGGACUAGGCCAGUCCAUGGAUCCCUACUCCCGCCCAGUGGACAUGAUUCUCCUGCCGUCGACGCGCAUCGAACAGUGUGGAAUAUGACUCUCCCUACGGCCCUCUGCGCCCUGUACCUGCCCGUCCUCCUGGUGGCGGCGGCGGUGGUCUCGUCCCACGACCACGCCAAGCGGUCGCUUGUGCCGCGCGCCGCCACACGCCUCGUGGCCCGCAUGGACGGCGACGUCAUCAUCGGAGCCCUCUUCUCCGUGCACCACCAGCCCUCCGCUGAGAAGGUGGCGGAGCGCAAGUGCGGCGAGAUCCGCGAGCAGUACGGCAUCCAGCGGGUAGAGGCCAUGUUCCACGCGUUGGACCGCAUCAACGCCGACCCCCACCUGCUGCCCAACAUCACGCUGGGCUGCGAGAUCCGCGACUCCUGCUGGCAUUCGUCGGUGGCCCUGGAGCAGAGCAUCGAGUUCAUCCGCGACUCGCUCAUCUCCAUCCGCGACGACAAGGACGGCGCCCGUUGGUGUGUGGAGGGCGUGCCGCACAGCCAGCCGCCGCCCUCCACCAAGAAGCCCAUCGCCGGGGUGAUCGGGCCGGGCUCCAGCUCGGUGGCCAUCCAGGUGCAGAACCUGCUGCAGCUCUUCAACAUCCCCCAGAUCGCCUACUCAGCCACCAGCAUCGACCUCAGCGACAAGACGCUGUUCAAGUACUUCCUGCGCGUGGUGCCGUCGGACACGCUGCAGGCCCGCGCCAUCCUGGACAUCGUCAAGCGCUACAACUGGACCUACGUGUCGGCCGUGCACACCGAGGGAAACUAUGGCGAGAGCGGCAUGGACGCCUUCAAGGAGCUGGCCGCGCAGGAGGGGCUGUGCAUCGCCCACUCGGACAAGAUCUACAGCAACGCGGGCGAGAGGCACUUCGACCGGCUGCUGAGGAAGCUGCGGGAGCGGCUGCCCAAGGCCCGCGUGGUGGUGUGCUUCUGCGAGGGCAUGACGGUGCGUGGCCUGCUGAUGGCCAUGAGGCGGCUGGGCGUGGCCGGGGAGUUCCUCCUGAUUGGCAGCGACGGCUGGGCCGACCGGGACGAGGUGGUGGAGGAGUACGAGCAGGAGGCGGUGGGAGGCAUCACAGUGAAGCUGAAGUCGGAGGAGGUCACCUCCUUCGACGACUACUUCCUGAAGCUGCGCCUGCAAACCAACACCCGCAACCCGUGGUUCCCCGAGUUCUGGCAGUACCGCUUCCAGUGCCGCCUCCACGGACACCCCCUGGAGAACCUCAACUACGCCCGCAACUGCUCAGGCUACGAGAGUCUGGAGGACAACUACGUCCAGGACAGCAAGAUGGGCUUCGUCAUCAAUGCCAUCUACGCCAUGGCACACGGCCUCCACGACAUGCACCGCCGUCUGUGUCCCCGAAACGCUGGGCUCUGUGAGGCUAUGGACCCCGUGGACGGCAGCCAGCUGCUGGACGCCCUUCUCAAGACCACCUUUGCCGGCGUCUCCGGGGAAGACAUCUGGUUCGACGAGAACGGAGACUCCCCCGGCAGGUACGAGAUCAUGAACCUGCGGCAGGUGGACCCGGGGGUCUACGACUACAUCAACGUGGGCUCGUGGCACGAGGGUCUCCUAAGCAUCGACGACGACAUGAUCCGCAUGAACCGCAGCGAGAUGGUGCGCUCCGUCUGCAGCGAGCCCUGCUCCAAGGGUGACAUCAAGGUGAUCAGAAAGGGUGAGGUGAGCUGCUGCUGGAUCUGCACCGCAUGUAAAGACAACGAGUUCGUCCAGGACGAGUUCACCUGCAAGGCGUGUGACCUGGGCUGGUGGCCCAACGACGAACUAGAAGGCUGUGAGCCCAUCACACUACGUUACCUGGAGUGGAGUAACCCUGAGUCGGUCAUCCAGGUGGUCCUCUCCUGUGUGGGCAUCCUGAUCACAUCCUUCGUGGCGUUCAUCUUCGUGCUGUACCGCGACACGCCCGUGGUCAAGUCCUCCAGCCGGGAGCUCUGCUACAUCAUCCUAGCCGGCAUCUUCCUGGGCUACUUGUGCCCCUUCACGCUGAUCGCCCGGCCCACCGUGGCCUCCUGCUACCUACAGAGGCUCCUGGUCGGCCUGUCCGCCGCCAUGUGCUACUCUGCGCUGGUCACCAAGACCAACCGCAUCGCCCGCAUCCUGGCGGGCAGCAAGAAGAAGAUCUGCACGCGCAAGCCCCGCUUCAUGAGCGCCUGGGCCCAGGUGGUGAUCGCCUCGCUGCUGGUGAGCGUGCAGCUGUCCCUGGAAAUCACCCUCAUCAUCCUGGAGCCGCCCAUGCCCGUCAAGUCCUACCCCAGCAUCCGAGAGGUCUUCCUCAUCUGCAACACCAGCAACGUGGGCAUGGUGGCACCGCUGGGCUACAACGGCCUGCUGAUCAUGAGCUGCACCUACUACGCCUUCAAGACGCGCAACGUGCCGGCCAACUUCAACGAGGCCAAGUACAUCGCCUUCACCAUGUACACCACCUGCAUCAUCUGGCUGGCCUUCGUGCCCAUCUACUUCGGCUCCAACUACAAGAUCAUCACCACGUCCUUCUCCGUCAGCCUGAGCGUCACCGUGGCGCUGGGCUGCAUGUUCACGCCCAAGAUGUACAUCAUCCUGGCCAAGCCCGAGAGGAACGUGCGCAGCGCCUUCACCACCUCCGACGUGGUGCGCAUGCACGUGGGCGACGGCAAGAUCGCCUGCCACAACAACAGCUUCCUGAACAUGUUCAGGAGGAAGAAGAACGCAGGAAAUGGCAGUUCUAAUGGAAAGUCUGUGUCAUGGUCUGAACCAGGUGCAAGGCAUCCUCCAAAGGGGGAUCACAUGUGGCACAGACUGUCAGUGCAUGUGAAGAGACAGGACGUAUGCUCCAAUCAGACGGCUGUCAUCAGGCCCUUAACUAACGCCUACCAUAGCGCAGGCCUGGAGCUCUCGGAGCUCAGCACUAAGACUCUGUACAACGUGGCCGAGGAGGACGAGAGCCUAGAAAUGCUUAGAUACCACCCCCCUGACGCCCCACCCCCCACCAUGACCCCCAGCGGGCAGGCAGCCUCCGGUGCGCAGGCGGUGCCCCACUACGCCCGCGAGCCCCUCGCCACGCAGCCCCACCCGGGCCUCCUCCCUCAGCACCUCCUCCCCCAGCACGUGCAGGAGGAGGAGCCGGCGGAGGGCGGUGGCGUCCCCGUCUACCUGCAGGCCCCCCUCGGUCAAGGCUUCCCUGCGCCGGGGGGUCUGUACGGGGGGGAGGGCGCCUCUGCAAUCGUGCAGGAGGAAGAGGAGGAAGAGGAGGAGGUGGACAACGAGCAGCUGGGCCUCCUACGGGGGUACAUGUACAACAACGCACAGGUCCACGAGCAGGAGGAGGAGGGGGAUGCGGGUGGGGAGGAGUAUAAGUAUGAGGAGGAGGAGGAUGAGGAUGACGAGGUGGCUCAGCUCAAAGUGGCCAUUGAGGCCGGGAGCUCCAUGGCGCUGAUGCCCCCCUCCCCGUUCCGCGACUGCGUGGCCCCCCCCAAGAGCCCCUUCCCCGACUCCCCCGUGUCCGAGUCCGUCCUGUGCACCCCCACUAACGUGCCGUACGCCGCCGUUAUCCUCAGAGACUACAAACAGACCUCCUCCACUCUGUAACCUUGGCAACGGGGUGGCGGGGGCGCGGCGGUGGCGUGCGAUACGUGUUUUAUUCAUCAUCCUUGUUGUGAUGGAAGCUGUUUAAGCCGGUCCUGGGUUGAAGGGGUGUUCAUUAUUUUAUCGUUAGUGCUCUGACACAGAUACACGGUGUAAGCUGGAAUAUUGAACUGUUUCGGUUCUUGAUGUUACCUACGUUGUUAAGGAAAUCUGCCUGUUGAAACCUAUUUCUACUUACUUAAGCUUUUAACUGACUUUGUGCUUAUUAUAGACCAGCAAGCUAAGGGCGUCUAUGUAUUUUGCUUGAACUUGAUACAUAUUAAUAGCACAGGAGUAGUAACUAGAAUAUUAACUCGGGUCAGUAGAUGAUAAAACAACAAGCAAUGGAAACUUAUUAGCAGUUUGUUUGUAAUGCCAAACAGUUUCCAGCCACUUGAUUUGGUUAAACCUUUUAAACUUUUAAUCUUGCAGAUAGUUAACUGUAUACUUUGUAAAAAAAAUAAUAACUUUAAGUUAUAAAGGGAAAAUCCGAUAACAGUGUAAGGACUUUGUAAGAUCGUUAUUAGUGGUCAAAGGAGAAAAUGUGUACAUUUCUAUGUUUUCCUGUACAGUAAAUGGUGUUUAAAAAAAUUCUAUCAGUGCGUACUGUAGCAGCACAUCUCAAAGUGCCACGUUCUUACCAUCCAAGUAUUAUAUUUCUGUUUUAUACAUAGCCCAUUUCUAGUCUUCUAACUUUAUAUAUUUUAUAAUCAGUGGUCUAAUAACUCGCAAGAUGAUUGUAUACGAUUAUUCUAAAAGACCAUGUUUUGUGAAUGUAAGAAUUGUGCGUGGCAUUUUGUUAUUAUUAUCUCUUGUAGUUGCAUUACAACAGACACAUUUCAUCAGGGUUUUAACCUGUAAGUAUAUUGUGUGUUUGUAAUCUGUGCACUGGAUACAUUUCCUCAAUAUUUAAACUUUAAAAGCCUCUGAAUUGAUGUGUUGUAGUAUCAUUGUAUCAUUUAACAAAUUGUUUUGAUGUGCGUUGCCUUAAAGUAUAAGUAUUUGCCAGUGGAAAUAUUGUUGUAGUGAAUAGAUCGGA